Molecule: messenger RNA, 1656 nt
Organism: Patiria miniata (bat star)
Lineage: Eukaryota; Metazoa; Echinodermata; Asteroidea; Valvatida; Asterinidae
Product: SCO-spondin-like
Exons: 11
Coding region: 1-1656 (551 amino acids)
Cellular component (GO): extracellular matrix
Molecular function (GO): protein binding
Source: RefSeq, a predicted model, not a curated record
AUGACAGUAAAACAUCCCCAUGUCUGCAAAAAAGGAGUCGCUGAAUGCACCGACGAAAUCUGUACAGCUGCUGGAGAGGAAUGCACAGGCACUCAAGAGUACAUUGAUUGCCUGGAAUGCCAGCGUGAAUGCACCAACAUCCAUCUGGCCUGCAAUGCCAAGACUUGCACCGCGGGAUGCGGGUGCGGCGUGGGCAAAGUGCGGAACGAGGACGGGACGUGCAUGGACGAGGAUCAGUGCCCGUGCUACUACAACGGGCACAGCUACCAAGUGGGCGAAUCGUUCAGGAAGGACUGCAACUUAUGCGUUUGCACACCAUAUGCUAUUUAUUGCCAGAACAAGGUUUGUCCAGCUACCUGCAGAGGUUAUGGGGAUCCCCAUUAUGUGACAUAUGACGGUAAACAGUAUGAAUUUCAAGGGGAUUGCAGCUACGUCCUCACCAGCAACAACUGUGGCACGGGCGACACUGGUGAUGUAAGCUUCACCGUGAUCGUAGAGAACGUGCCUUGCGGGUCAGGCAAGGUGACCUGCACCAAGGCCAUCACCUUCCUCCUCUUGGACGUAGAGAUCCGAUUGAUACGCGGCGAUGACCCGCUUGUCAUCCCAGCACCGCCUGCUCCAACUCAGGCCGUCUACAGAUUCGUCUACAGCGGGAUCUUCUUCAUCGUCAACACUGGUUACGGCAUUACAUUGAUGUGGGAUUUCGGCACGUCGAUUUAUGUCACCUUAGACGGGAAGUAUCAAGAAACGGUCUGCGGUCUCUGUGGCGAUUUUGACUGCAAUGCCGAGGACGACUUUAGGUCCCGCUCGGGUGAAGUUGAAGCCACAGCCAACAUCUUUGGGCACAGCUGGAAGACGGACGAGAGUUGUAAACUGCCGCCGGAUAUCAUUCAUCCGUGCGAGGAACACCCGGAGAGGAAGAACUGGGCGGAGUUUGCCUGUGGAAUUAUCAAGAAACCCAUCUUUGAACUCUGUCAUGAUUUGAUUGAUCCGACCACAUACUACGACAACUGCGUCUACGAUAGCUGCGGCUGUGACCGGGGCGGCGAUUGCGAGUGUCUGUGUACGGCCAUCAGUGCCUAUGCCUCGGCCUGCAACUCCGUGAACGCACCGGUACCUUGGCGAUCUGACGGAAAUUGCGGUCUUCAAUGUGAUAACGGCAUGAACUAUCAGCCGUGCGGGGAAGUCUGUCCCGAUACGUGCUACGUGGAGGAGACGUCAGCGAACAGUGGCUGUGAAGUCUCUUGCGUGGAGGGCUGCCACUGCCCAGAAGGAUUCAAGCUUUACAAGGGGGAAUGCGUCGACGUUGUACGGUGCCCGUGCUUGUACAAUGGCCAGGAGGUGAAUCCUGGCUUUGUUAUCAUUGUGGAUUGCGAGCGAUGUGAAUGCACCGAUGGUGAUAUGGUCUGUACUGACGAACCUUGUACAACACCAAUGACUACUGUGAGUGUCACCCCACCAUGCACCUGCCCACCCGACGAGUUUGCAUGCCGUGACUGCUCCGCUUGCCUGCCCUACGAAGAAGUAUGCGAUGGUGUGAGCAACUGCCAGGAUUCCUCCGAUGAAGAGAACUGCGAGUGUGUCUACGGAGACAAGGUUUAUCCGGUAAGGACCCAAUUGCCUAAUGCAAAAUCAUCAGCAAUUAAAUACGUGUAA